Molecule: messenger RNA, 591 nt
Organism: Mesorhabditis belari
Lineage: Eukaryota; Metazoa; Nematoda; Chromadorea; Rhabditida; Rhabditidae
Source: the annotation of a GenBank genome assembly
AUGAGCAGUCAUAUCAUAGCUUUCACCGAUCUCCCAUCAACUACUCCCAGUCAAUUCUUGAUUUCAUCAGUGAGGGUAUCGGUUCACGCAACUCGUCCCCUCAACACUCUCGCCCUACUUCUUCUCCCAAUUCUUUGUGCCGUUGGACUUAUUGGUAAUGCUUUCGUUUGUGUAGCAAUUGCCACCGAUAGACGUUUGCAUAAUGUCACCAAUUAUUUUCUUUUCUCCUUGGCCCUCGCCGAUCUCCUCGUCUGUUGCAUCGUGAUGCCUCUUUCAAUAGUUGUUGAAGUGCGACAUGGUGUUUGGACAUGGAAUUUCUCGAUGUGUUUGCUCUACGUAUAUGCCGAUGUGUUCCUUUGUUCGGCCUCAAUUGUGCACAUGUCAGUGAUCUCAUUGGAUCGAUAUCUUGGAAUAUCACAACCACUCAAAACGAGAAAUAAAUCAAAAACAAUGAUUUUCAUCAAGAUAACCCUUGUUUGGAUAAUCACCGUCCUCAUAUCAUGUCCAUUGGCUGUUGUGGCUUUGCAUGAUCCAUCAAAUGUACUCCAAAACAACUCAUUGAAAAAGCAAGCGAAGGAACAGGAGAUGGUC